Dichomitus squalens LYAD-421 SS1 is the source of this 1118-nucleotide messenger RNA. RefSeq names its product ribosomal protein S6e. Gene Ontology annotation, cellular component: ribosome. The record is from RefSeq and is a predicted model, not a curated record. Gene Ontology annotation, molecular function: structural constituent of ribosome. The transcript is spliced from 6 exons. Bases 97 to 822 code for a protein of 241 amino acids. Gene Ontology annotation, biological process: translation. NCBI's taxonomy places the organism in Eukaryota, Fungi, Basidiomycota, Agaricomycetes, Polyporales, Polyporaceae.
GAUUGCCCAGCACUCAGCCCAUCCGACUCGAGCUCAAGACUAUCUCGUCGCCGCUGUCGCCGUCGUCGAGAUACGCCCUCCAUCAAGGCCUGAAGCAUGAAGCUCAACAUCGCCAACCCCGCAACCGGGGAACAAAAGACGAUCGACUACGAUGACGAGAAGAAAUACCGUGUCUUCUACGACAAGCGGAUCUCGCAGGAGGUCCCUGGCGACUCCCUCGGCGACGAGUGGAAGGGUUACGUCUUCCGCAUCACUGGUGGCAACGACAAGCAGGGUUUCCCCAUGAAGCAGGGUGUCCUCCUUCCCUACCGUGUCCGCCUCCUUCUCUCGGACGGCCACUCGUGCUACCGCCCCCGCCGCACUGGUGAGCGCAAGCGCAAAUCCGUCCGUGGAUGCAUCGUCGGCCCCGACAUCGCCGUUCUCUCCCUCGUCAUCGUCAAGCAGGGCGAGAACGACAUCCCUGGCCUGACGGACAACGUCCUCCCUAAGCGCCUUGGUCCCAAGCGUGCGACUAAGAUCCGCAAGUUCUUCAACCUGUCCAAGGAGGAUGAUGUCCGCAAGUACGUUGUCCGACGGGAGGUUACGAGCCAGAAGAAGGAGAAUGCCAAGCCCUACACCAAGGCGCCCAAAAUCCAACGUCUGGUCACCCCCAUCCGUCUCCAGCGCCGCCGUCACCUCCGCUCCCUCAAGCGCCGCCGGAUCGAGCGCCAGAAGGAGCAGAAGGCCGAGUACGACGUUCUCCUUGCCAAGCGGAUUGCCGAGAAGAAGGAGAAGGCUGCAGCCGUCAAGGCGUCGCACAAGAAGGCUGCCGGUGCUGCGUAAAACGCCUGUCAGGGGUGCAUCCACUUAUCCUAUGCGGUCGCAUGUUGUAUGGUUUUACGUAUAGUCAUGUCUUUUGCUCUCCCUCACACCAUUACCCCUGCAAUCUCAUACAUGCGACUAAAUGGCGACGUGUACUGCUUGUCUGUGAGAACCCCACACGAUGUUGCAUAUCAUCAGCUCGUUACUUUCAUGGUGUUAGAUGACCGGGGCGUACCUCACAGUGUUUUUGUACCAGAGUCUGCAAAUUUGAGCGGGCUAGGAAGUAUGCGCCUGACAUGUUCGUGUCGUCUUCAGUC